ACGAAGAGGAAAGCCAAAGCCAUGGCCGUUCUUCUGCGCCCACUGUGGCUGUGCGGCUCCUUCUCGCUCGUCUUCCCAUUUCCCAAAUUUCAAUCCACAAGAACUUCACUCUCGCUAGAAUUCCCACCGCCACCGUCCUCCCCAUCUCCUCACUUUCCCACUUCUCUCUCAAUUCGCUCUCGUUUUUCCAUUGUUUCAUUUGCGACACCCGAGAGCCAGGUGGGCGAGGAGCUCGAUGCUGAUACUCGAGAAUGGGCGAUGCAAGAUUUUUAUUCCUUAAGGAAAGAAGUGGAAACAACCUCAGAGCGUGUGGAAGAGAUAAGAAACUCUGCUGGGUUGUUUCAGUUGGAUCAAGAACUUGCAGAUUUGGAGUCGAAAGCGGCCGACAAUGCUUUGUGGGAUGACAGAUCUAAGGCUCAACAAGUUCUUGUGGCCCUCACUGAUGUGAAAGAUAAAAUAAAGAUGCUUACUGAUUUCAAAACACAGGUCGAAGAAGCAGAAACAAUAGUUAAACUGACUGAAGAGAUGGACUCUGUAGAUACUGGGCUUCUUGAAGAAGCUGCUAGUAUUAUCAAAGACCUAAACAAGGCACUGGAUCAAUUUGAAUUGACUCAACUUCUUUCUGGUCCGUAUGACAAAGAAGGCGCUGUCAUCUCUAUCUCGGCUGGAGCUGGGGGUACUGAUGCACAGGAUUGGGCUGACAUGCUUCUGAGGAUGUAUGUGAGAUGGGGAGAGAAACAAAGAUACAAAACAAGAGUGGUCGAGAAAUCUGCAGGAGAGGAAGCUGGAAUAAAAUCAGCUACAAUUGAAAUCGAGGGUCGAUAUGCUUAUGGAUAUAUAUCUGGAGAGAAAGGAACACACCGGAUAGUGCGACAGUCUCCUUUUAACUCGAAAGGACUUCGACAGACAAGUUUUUCUGGUGUGGAAGUCAUGCCYCUCCUUCCCGACGAGUCCAUGGAUGUUGAAUUACCAGAAGAGGACCUGGAAAUAAGUUUUUCAAGGGCAGGAGGAAAAGGAGGUCAAAAUGUUAACAAGGUUGAAACGGCUGUUCGCAUUACUCAUAUCCCAACAGGCGUCACGGUUCGCUGCACAGAGGAGAGAUCACAGCUAGCAAACAAGAUCAAGGCGUUAAGCCGAUUGAAGGCCAAACUCUUAGUCAUAGCAGAGGAGCAACGUGCAUCGGAAAUCAAGCAAAUACGAGGAGAUGCCGUAAAGGCCGAGUGGGGGCAGCAAAUAAGGAACUAUGUGUUUCAUCCAUACAAGCUUGUGAAAGAUGUUAGGACAGGAUAUGAGACAUCAGACAUUGUCUCUGUAAUGGAUGGUGAAUUGGAGCCCUUCAUCAAAGCUUACCUGAAAUACAAAUACAGUAUGGCAUUGUCUACUGGUGGGGUUAACUAAAAACCAGCAUAAACUAGAAUAGCUGUCUUUGAUUGAUGUUUUAUAUGUUGUAUAUUGCAGGCUCUGAGAAUUUAGAUUUAGAUUUUUUUUUUGUUAGUUUUACCUGUAACGAUAUGGGAGAUCUCUAUUCUAAAUUAUAUGCAUUUUAUAUCA
This is a messenger RNA of Momordica charantia (bitter melon), 1551 nucleotides long. It is a transcript of the gene HCF109, whose product is annotated as high chlorophyll fluorescent 109. Gene Ontology annotation, biological process: translational termination. Lineage: Eukaryota; Viridiplantae; Streptophyta; Magnoliopsida; Cucurbitales; Cucurbitaceae. Gene Ontology annotation, cellular component: cytoplasm. The record is from RefSeq and is a predicted model, not a curated record. Gene Ontology annotation, molecular function: translation release factor activity, codon specific.